CCUGAUUUGGGUUCAUGGUGGGGGUGGUCCUGAAACAAAGCCACCCCUCCCCAGGUGAUACCCCCUACACCCUUCUGGUCUGUAGGCUCUCCCCAUGCCCCGCCCACUGGUUUCCAUCCAUCACGCCGGCUCCCAGCACACUCAGUGCCAGGUGGGCGGACCUCUGGGUGUGCAUCAGCCUCAGGUACAGGGCAGCCCCCUACAUCAUUCCCCCAGAGGUCACACCCUCAGGCUCAGACACCCCAGGGUCAGGCUGGCGUUGCUCAGACAACCGGCUCUGAACCCUGGGCAGCUUCAUCUGCCCGCCUAGGUGGCUCCACAGGGCGGGCCCCUAGGCCAGGGAGGGCGGGGCUCACAGAGAGAUAUAAAAAGCUCCCCAGGUCUCCACCCGCGCCUGACCGCGGCAGCUCCCACCAUGGCAGAGACCAAGCUCCAGCUGUUUGUCAAGGCAAGUGAGGACGGGGAGAGCGUGGGGCACUGCCCCUCCUGCCAGCGGCUCUUCAUGGUCCUGCUCCUCAAGGGCGUACCCUUCACUCUCACCACUGUGGACACUCGCAGGUCCCCAGACGUGCUGAAGGACUUCGCCCCUGGCUCGCAGUUGCCCAUCCUGCUCUGUGACAGCGAGGCCAAGACAGACACGCUGCAGAUCCAGGACUUUCUGGAGGAGACGCUGGGGCCGCCCGACUUCCCCAGCCUGGCCCCUCGGUACAGGGAGGCCAACACCGCCGGCAAUGACAUUUUCCACAAGUUUUCCGUGUUCAUCAAGAACCCGGUGCCGGCGCAGGACGAAGGUGAGGCGAGGUCAAGGGGCUGGAUGCGCAGGCGGGAGGGCGCCCUGGGCGGGGUCCUCACUGCGCCGCCGCCCCCAGCCCUGUACCAGCAGCUACUGCGCGCCCUCGCCAGGCUGGACAGCUACCUGCGCGCACCCCUGGAGCAUGAGCUGGCGCUGGAGCCGCAGCUGCGCGAGUCCCGCCGCCGAUUCCUGGACGGCGACCGGCUCACGCUGGCGGACUGCAGCCUGCUGCCCAAGCUGAACAUCGUCGACACCGUGUGCGCGCACUUCCGCCAGGCGCCAAUCCCCGCAGAGCUGCGGGGAGUCCGCCACUACCUUGACAGCGCGCUGCAGGAGAAGGAGUUCAAGUACACGUGUCCGCAUAGCGCCGAGAUACUGGCCGCCUACCGGCCCGCCGUGCACCCCCGCUAGCGCCCCGCCCCACCCCUGCCGCCUGAUAAAGGCAUCUCUGUCCGAA
Messenger RNA from Callithrix jacchus (white-tufted-ear marmoset), 1250 nucleotides. It is a transcript of the gene CLIC3, whose product is annotated as chloride intracellular channel 3. The record is from RefSeq and is a predicted model, not a curated record. Lineage: Eukaryota; Metazoa; Chordata; Mammalia; Primates; Cebidae.